This is a messenger RNA of Rotaria sp. Silwood1, 990 nucleotides long. Lineage: Eukaryota; Metazoa; Rotifera; Eurotatoria; Philodinida; Philodinidae. The record is from the annotation of a GenBank genome assembly.
AUGGAUCAAGAUUAUAGAAAUUUACAACAACACCUAAAGAUUGAACUUAAUAAAAUGCGAACAGCUUGGCGCAAUUUAAAAGAGAUGUACACAAAUGAAAUUCAUCGGGUUCGAAAUCUAGUACUUGGUAUCCGUCGCGGUGAAAUCGAUCAAACUAAGAUUCCUAACGAAUUAAGCAACGAUCAAGUAGAAACAAUGACAAAGAAAAUAAACGAAUUCACUAAUUAUCUGAAUACAAUGGAUAAAAAAGAACAGUUGAUCAAAGACUUGACAGAAAAACAGUUUAUCUAUCAAAAUGCAAUCGAUCGAGACAUACAAUAUGACGAUGAUCGACAAACACUCGAACGGAAGCUUUUGGCUGAUGCAAAGCAUACAAGUAUCAUCUGUUCAAAUGAUCAUUUAUACAAAACCAAUCGAUCACAAUGGUAUACACUCUGUGGUCAGUUGUUAAAAGAGCAUGAAGAAAAUCCUGAGUUACAAUUGAUCUAUGUUGACUUCUCUUAUUGUUUAUGCAAACUGCAUGAUAUCAUCAUUUUACCUGCGACUGAAAAGAAGAAUAAUGCAACUCUUACGCCACCAGUGACAACACCACCACAAGAACGACCGACAAGUGAUAAAAGUCUCAAUAUUUUACUUCUUGGAGAAUCAGGUGUUGGUAAAUCGACUUUCAUCAAUGCUUUUGUUAACUAUCUGAAAUUUGACAAACUCAAACAAGCUGAGAAGAAUCCAGUUGUACUCAUACCUGUUUCAUUUGCUAUUACAAUUGAUGAUAAUUUUACAGAACAGGUAGUCAAAUUCGAGGGAAAUGAUACUUUAAGUAAUGAAGAUCAUGAUAAUCUUGGUCACUCAGUUACUCAACAUUGUAAAUCAUAUGUGUUUACUCUCAAAGAUGGCAACCAUCAUGGUCGAAAACUGCGCAUUAUUGACACUCCUGGAAUAGGAGAUACACAUGGCUCCGGUCAAGACGAUGUACAACAGCCAUUUGCUUAA